AGCUGACAAACGACUUUUCUUUUAUUUCCCCACCCCCUCCACCCUUUCGAACACGCCGUUCUUUUUCCCUCUUCUCUUUUUGGGAGAAGAAGGCAUGUACACUUCUUUAUGAAGAUAAAAUACCCGUUGUUGUCAUAGCAGUAAUAAUACAUCCUUCUCCACUCCACGCUACGCCUCUUUUUGUAAAGCAAGGAUAAUACGUCUUCUUAGUCCCUCCUCAACACACAGCUUCUCAAACGACACAGAAGAAAUUAUGCCUAUAUCAUCCCUGUCUCUUAAGCGACAUCGUUCCGCAAGCACGUCCCAAACACAAUCCAGCACAGGCAAGCUCUCGCGACUCAAGUCCACCCUUGCCGUCUUUACAAAGCUUCGCCCGUUUACUACUGCAGCACCCUCAUCCGACAACGACGUCAAUGUAAUACCUCCAUCGCCACCGCCAUCGUCCUUGCAACAUCAUCAAAGGCGACAACAACGACGUGCGUCUAAAGGAACAAGCCGCAAUCCGCUAAACCGGUGGUCUCACCAUUUCGACAAUCGUCGAACCUCAGUAGCCAGCAGUUUUUUCCAGUAUUUGCAACAGCAACAACAACGCACAAACAACGAUAUCCCACCCUGUUACAGCAAUGACUCGUUAUAUGAGCAAGUUCGUUAUCACAGUGCCAAAAAAUCGCAUUCCCAGCCCCGUUUGGACCUAUUGCAUGAACAACACAGUAAAAUUCAGGAUCAAAAUGCACAAACCAUGCCCCCAGCCACACCAUCCCCUCCUCCCCCUUUGGUCGUGCAGCAGCAGCAACAACAACAACAACAACGGCUGCCACCCGUUAUCACAACAUCGUCCAUAUGGUUUGAGGAUGAUAGUGUCUUUAUUGAUACUGCUAGACAGAAAGCAGCAGUAGCAGAUAUACUUCCUCCUCCUGCAGGCAUUUUGGUCAAACGCGACACGAAUGUCAGUGGUUGUAGCGGCAUGAGCAGUGGUAGCAAUCAUAGCUGUUGCCUUUUCCCUACCACCACGACGAUGACGCCAACGACAACGACACAACAAUGUGGACGUCCUCGUAGCCGGUCUACUUCGUCGCAUCAUAUACGCCAUGUCUCAUCAUCCAACAUUACGGUCAAUUCAGAAGACUUGACCGCCAAGGAGUUUGCAGAGUUCACCGGUAUCAAAAUCCUCGACGAGGAUGACGACAACAACAACGAUAAUGUAAAUAACGGUAGUAGUGUCUAUGGUAACACCCAUUCGAGAAAUCACGAUGACGACCGGCCUUAUCAGCAACUCGACAAUAACGAAGAACAACAAGAUUCGGAUGAUAUUGCCAUGUUCACCAUUUCCACCGAACAACGGACCCAUUUCAGUAGUUGUUCAUCCAAUCGUCUACUCAAAAUAUGGGACCCAGAGUUUUGGCAUGAUCCUACUAAUGCCAUGCCUCCUAUGACCAAUACAACCAUAUGUAGCGGCAGUGGUAGCAGCAACAUCAUCAUCAGCAGCAACACCAAUAACAAUACUGUCAACAGCAGCAGUAGCAGCAGCAGCAAUAUUUUGCAGAACCGACCAUCACAGCAGCAUCUUGAGGAUGAGCAAGAUGGUCAUCAUCAAUCCCAGAUCUUCAACGAGUUGAGACAAAUGCAAUCCACAGACAAGCUAUCCAACUGUAUCAUCAAGAAGGGCCGUUUUGAAAUAUGUCUGGAAGGAGGAGCAACAGCGACGACGACAAUGAGUGAUAAUAAUACCCGUUCUGGCGAUAGCAAUGUGCCUCAGGAACAACAAACCCCAUUAUCACAGCAACAACUUGCGUCGCCUAUCGUGCCAACAAUUACCGUCAGUGACGGUGAGAGCUAACACAUAUUGAACAGCAGAAAGGAAGACCAUAACCUCUCUGGAAUACCAUAUCACAGCCGGAAAUUGUGCAAAACUGCGACCAUGAGAAAAGGGCUCGAGCCAGAAGACCAGAGUAUCUGAAGAACUUUGUAUAUCAUACGUGUAUAAUCUAUCUAGUUCCAUCACAACAACUCUCCUUUAUCUCUACUUUAAAUGACAGUUCAACGACCGAGCGUCCGAAAUAAAACUUCUUUUUUCGAAAGAAAAAUAGUACAAAACGUCAGUACAUUGGGAUUUAAGUUACCAAGUAAAUGGCUGGUGGGCUGGCCGUUCAUACAUGACAAUUCGAGUGAACCCAUUACUCUUAACAGUUCGGAGCACAUGAUAAUGGCUACUGCAUUGCUGAGC
Messenger RNA from Zychaea mexicana, 2224 nucleotides. RefSeq lists its product as uncharacterized. Lineage: Eukaryota; Fungi; Mucoromycota; Mucoromycetes; Mucorales; Lichtheimiaceae. The transcript has a single exon. The record is from RefSeq and is a predicted model, not a curated record. Bases 254 to 1837 code for a protein of 527 amino acids.